Nannospalax galili (Upper Galilee mountains blind mole rat) is the source of this 2032-nucleotide messenger RNA. Its product is annotated as rho GTPase-activating protein 27-like. Gene Ontology annotation, cellular component: cytoplasm. The record is from RefSeq and is a predicted model, not a curated record. Gene Ontology annotation, biological process: regulation of GTPase activity. Lineage: Eukaryota; Metazoa; Chordata; Mammalia; Rodentia; Spalacidae. Gene Ontology annotation, molecular function: protein binding.
CUUCCAGAGCUAGGAAAACUGAAGCCCGAAUGCCCUGGCAGAGUGCAGAAUCAGGACUCGAACCCAGGUCUUUGACCCCCAGAACGGUGCUCUUCCCGGCUCCUGACCUCCGCGGCUUCGCUUCUCCUUGCCUGCAGGAAAACGCGGUGGCCGCGAUGGCGGCGGACGUCCAGGGGGACGUGUACGUGCUGGUGGAGCACCCCUUCGAGUACACGGGCAAGGAUGGGCGCCGUGUCGCCAUUCAGCCCAACGAGCGCUACCGGCUGCUGCGACGCAGCACCGAGCACUGGUGGCACGUGCGGCGCGAGCCUGGGGGUCGCCCCUUCUACUUGCCCGCGCAGUACGUGUGCGAGCUGCCCGCGCUGGGCGACCCUGCCCCCACCCCGCUGCCUCCCGCUCCCCAGCCGUGCCGCGCGGUCCCGGAGCCUCUGACCUACGACUACCGCUUCGUGAGCGCUCCGGCACCCGCGGGCCCCGACGGUGCGGCUGCGGAGCCCCGAGGCAUCGCCAGCUCCCUGUGUGGCCCAGCGCCGCACAGCACUUCGGGCCAGCGCCGCAGCCUGGAGCCGGGCGGAUGCCUGUAAGUGCGGCGGGCAGCGCGGAUGCGGCCCGCGCAGUCCCUGGAUGACCUGACACGGGCCGCCGCAGCGCCCCCUGCCGGCCUCCUCGGGAGUGCGGGCCACUUCAAGGCCCGCAGCGUGGCGGGCUCCUGGGUGUGCCUGCGACCCCUGGCGCGCAGCGACUCCGAGAACGUCUGCGAGGCCAUCCCGGACUUGCGCUUCCCGCCGCGGGAGAAGAGCCCAAAGCAGGUAGGGCCCCCGAGCCAGGAGGCACGAUCCCGAAUAGAAAGGCAGCCUCUAGCCACGUCGCCGGGCUCUACUGCAACCCCUGGCCUCAGCCCGGUGUGGGAGGCCCACCCCAACGUGGGCACUGGGCGCCCCUACUACUACAACCCCAGCACGGGUGUGACCACCUGGGAGUCGCCCUUCGAGUCAGCUGAGGGUGCCACCAGCCCGGCCACUUCCCGGGCCUCUGUGGGCUGCGGGGGGAGCCUGGAUACAGAGUGGGGCCAGUACUGGGAUGAGGAGAGCCGCAGGGUCUUCUUCUACAACCCGCUGAUGGGCGAGACAGCUUGGGAGGACGAGUCGGAGGAGCCAGAGCACCAGGACGAGCUGGAGAUGCAACCCAGCCUGAGCCCAGCAGCCCCAGGCAGAGGGGACCAGAGACCCCCAGCUCCUGAAACAGACUACCCUGAACUGCUGACCAGUUACCCAAAAGAGGACUGUUCCCCUGUGGGCUCCUUCAAUGAUCCUGACCCCACCUCUCCCUUGGAGACACCCCCUGGCUGGUCCUGUGAGAUUGGUCCAGACAAGGAAAUGUUCUACACCAACCAGUUCACUCAAGAGCAAUGGGUGAGGUCGGAGGACCAGCAUGGGAAGCCAUAUUUCUACAAGCCAGAGGACUCCUCUGUUGGGUGGGGGUUGCCCCAGGUCCCGAUCCCUGCUCCUCGAAGCAUUCGGAAAUCCAGCCAGGACAGUGACACUCCAGCCCAGGCUAGCCCUCCAGAGGAGAGGAUCAAGACCCUGGACAAGGCAGGAGUGCUCCAUCGCACCAAGACAGUGGACAAGGGGAAGAGGCUUUGGAAGAAGCACUGGAGUGCCUCCUGGACUGUGCUGGAGGGGGGUGUCCUGACCUUCUUCAAGGACUCAAAGACCUCAGCUGCAGGCGGCCUGGUGAGACCUGUCCCUGAGUAGGGGACACCUGCUUUUUAUUAGGUCUGAUUUGGGAAAGGCCAAUCUGAGAGAGGGGUGGGUACCCAAGUGCUAAGGAGCUGGGCACUGGUAAGGAGGGGCAAUGAUGACAGAUUCUCUCCUAUAUAAAUUCCUUCAGCCAUUUUGGGGCUGGAAAGCAGUCCUUGGGGGUAGACAGCUCCAACCAGGAGGGGAGGGAGGUUGGGACAUGGCAUGUCUGCUCACAGGAUGGGGCUAGGCUCCUUCCUUCCCUUCUGGAGUAGGCAGGCAGCAGUAGACCA